This is a messenger RNA of Oryza brachyantha (malo sina), 1174 nucleotides long. RefSeq names its product electron transfer flavoprotein subunit beta, mitochondrial. NCBI's taxonomy places the organism in Eukaryota, Viridiplantae, Streptophyta, Magnoliopsida, Poales, Poaceae. The coding region runs from base 105 to 866 and encodes 253 amino acids. Gene Ontology annotation, cellular component: cytosol. The record is from RefSeq and is a predicted model, not a curated record. Gene Ontology annotation, molecular function: electron transfer activity. The transcript has 4 exons.
GAAACAGUGAGACGCUCAAACUCGCAACUCUCCUCUUCUUCUCUGCUCUUCUCUGCUCCGGAGAGAGAGAGAGGGAAGAGGCGAGAUUGCCAUCGCCGCCCGGCAUGAAGAUCCUAGUGGCCGUGAAGCGGGUGGUGGACUACGCCGUCAAGGUCCGCGUCAAGCCCGACCGGACGGGCGUCGAGACGGCCAGCGUCAAGAUGUCCAUGAACCCCUUCUGCGAGAUCGCCGUCGAGGAGGCCCUCCGCCUCCGCGAGGCCGGCGCUGCCUCCGAGGUCGUCGCCGCCACCGUCGGCCCCUCCCAGUCCGCCGACACCCUCCGCACCGCGCUCGCCAUGGGCGCCGACCGCGCCAUCCACGUCCUCCACGACCCCGACCCCGCCCGCCCGCUCCUCCCCCUCGCCGUCGCCAAGAUCCUCCACGCCCUCGCGCUUCAGGAGAAGCCCGGACUCCUCAUCCUCGGCAAGCAGGCAAUCGAUGAUGAUUGCAACCAAACAGGACAAAUGCUAGCUGGGUUGCUUAAUUGGCCACAAGGAACCUUUGCUUCAAAGGUUAUAUUGGAUAAGGAAAAGGCCACUGUGGAGAGAGAGGUCGAUGGUGGAAUUGAGACUAUCUGCUUGGAUUUGCCUGCAGUGAUCACCACGGAUUUGAGACUGAACCAACCAAGGUAUGCAACAUUGCCAAACAUAAUGAAGGCAAAAUCAAAAGUCAUCAAGAAAGUCACACCUGAAGAUUUAAAUGUAGAUAUCAGAUCAGACAUGGAAGUAGUUCAGGUCACUGAACCACCCAAGAGAAAAGCCGGUGUCAUUCUUUCAUCCGUCGAUGAGCUCAUUGACAAGUUGAAAAAUGAAGCCCGUGUUUUGUAACAUUCUUGUUAGGGAAAAUUGCUCCUUGGCUAAGGAGUGUGGUAUUUGCUAAUAAAGUGUAAUUAGCUCAAAAUAGUCAUCAUAUGCAAAUAAAAAUGUGGUGCUUGCCGAAAAAAAUUGAAAAUAUAUCAUUUUCACUUCUUUUGCUUGAAUAUACGUGUUCGGAGUUUAUUUGCAAAAAUAUGCAUACGUUGUCCGGUGGCGCGCCAUGGGGCGCGCUGGUGGACAGCGGCAAUGUAAAAACAUCACAUCAUGUCUUACCUGCCAGUUCUUCAUUCAACAUAGUAAAACAUCAGAUCAUUUCUCAC